This is a messenger RNA of Linum trigynum, 1624 nucleotides long. Lineage: Eukaryota; Viridiplantae; Streptophyta; Magnoliopsida; Malpighiales; Linaceae. The record is from the annotation of a GenBank genome assembly.
CGCAUGUCAUUUCAUUUCCCUCGAGCGUAGCAUUUAUCCCAUUUCAUGAGGGACGUGUCCCGACUUUUAUGCCACUACUCUCAAUUCUCCUAACAACCUCCCACCCUCGACCACCAUCACCACCACCUUCAUCCAACCGCAUUCACCUCUCUGAUUCCUCGUGUAUAAUAUAUUGCUGCCGCCAUGCCAUAUGCACAAUGUUCUGCAAUCACUCACUCACUCACGUAUUAUGGACAGUCUUCUUCUCUGUGACGAGGUCUUGCUCUGUAGCCCCACAACCUCAUCACCUACUGCUUGCUGCAACGAACCCAGUUGCGGAAAUGUUGGAAGUUGCUGCUGUGAUUCAACUUGCGUCGACAGUAUCACCAAGGAAGAGUGUGAGCAGUCUGUUGCCAUGUUCAUUGACAAGGAGGCCACUUACAUGCUGCCUCAACCAGCUGCCUAUCUCCACUGCCUUGGCCGCUCCACCAGCUUGUUGCUUGCACGAAGCACAGCAAUUCAGUGUCUAAUCAAGUGGUGCAGUCGACUGAAUCUAUCUGUUUCAACAGUCUUCAGCGCUUCCAACUAUCUCGAUCGCUUCAUGUCUAUGCAUCGUAGCCUCGAAUGGGAAACAUGGAUGAUGGAACUAGUGACAGUAGCCUGUUUAUCUGUUGCUUCCAAGUUCAACGAGACUAAUGCACCUUCCUUGUACGAUUUCCAGAUGGAGGAGAUGAAUCAUUGCUUCCGACCAAUCACAAUCCAGCAGAUGGAACUGCUGCUUUUACAGUCACUGCAAUGGCGGCUUGCCUCCACCACUAGUUACUCUUACCUCGAACCUCUCCUCAUCAGCAUCGCCGAUUCGAGUCCUUCCUCGAAUCCGAUACACAAACUUGGGCAGGAAUUAUCAGCUACAGCCACCAGUUUCCUCCUCGAGGCUUUGCUUGAGUGCAAGUUUGUGGAAUAUCGUCCAAGUUCAGUAGCCAUAUCAGCGGUUUGGUGCAGCGUACAAGAGUUGGCUUCAUCCAACCCGCAUUAUUCUGAUCUCGCUACUCGUAUCAUUUCUCGACUCAUAGACCAUAGUAUUCACAAGGAUGAUGUGAUUAGAUGCCAUGGGCUGAUGGUGGAAAUGGAGAUGGAUUACAGCAGCAGCAGCAGCAGCAGAUCGUCUCCUUGGAGUCCGGUGACUGUUCUAUGUACAGACCGUGGUGGUGUCAGUAGUAAAGAUGAUUCCCAUGUUGAUCUCUCUAUUUUUAAUGGGAAUCUGGGGAGCAGAUUGAAACUUGGAAACAAGAAGAAGAAGAAGAAGAGGAAAUGGGAAGAUAAUUAGUUAUUGGAGAAGCACACAAUACAUUCUGUUGAAAGGGAAAAAGAAUUAAUUUACUCCAUUCAAAUUGUUGAGAAACUUUGGGAUGUCUUGAUUGAAUCUAUUCGCUAACUAAAGCUAUACGUAAUUACAUACUGUGAGACCUUAGUGCCCUCUAUCAUUAAAUUCUCCACUGUAGAUAGGUGCACUCUCGCCUUUCGUGGCCUCUCCAUUCGGUUUUGUGACCGUAAAGUGAACAUCUCGGACAAACCAAAUGGAGAUAUUAUUUUAUUCGAUUUUAGCUCAGGACCUGAUUGUAACUAAUAUAUAGUUUAUAAUGUA